GCUCUCUCUGCCCGAAGGAAAUGCAUGGUCACCGUCACUGCUCAUAGGGUCCUAAUUUUCACUGCAAUUUAUUAUUUUUAUUUAUUCUUAAUUCGUUACAAUUUUGGUAUCUAUUAAAUUCCGUCGCCGAACUGGCGGCGUGAAUCCCAUCGGCGUCUGCUUCGAGGUAGACGAUCUGGUUCGCUUCUCUCUCUUCUCUCUCUCUCUCUCCUCCCUUGGAGAAAAGAACCGUGCGAGCGUCGGGGCCAUGUUUCUGGUGGAUUGGUUCUAUGGCGUCCUGGCCUCGCUCGGUCUUUGGCAGAAGGAGGCCAAGAUAUUGUUCCUAGGGCUCGAUAAUGCCGGGAAGACCACGCUGCUCCACAUGCUCAAAGAUGAGAGAUUGGUUCAGCACCAGCCCACCCAGUACCCGACGUCGGAAGAGCUGAGCAUCGGGAAAAUCAAGUUCAAAGCUUUUGAUCUGGGAGGCCAUCAGAUUGCUCGCAGAGUGUGGAAAGACUAUUAUGCCAAGGUGGAUGCUGUGGUUUACCUUGUGGAUGCCUAUGACAAGGAGAGGUUUGCAGAGUCUAAGAAGGAAUUAGAUGCGCUUCUUUCUGAUGAAGCCCUAGCCAAUGUCCCAUUUCUCGUAUUGGGAAAUAAGAUAGACAUACCUUAUGCUGCCUCGGAGGAUGAGCUGCGAUAUCACCUUGGCCUGACCAACUUCACUACUGGCAAGGGAAAGGUAAACCUUGUGGACUCAAAUGUUCGCCCACUGGAAGUAUUCAUGUGCAGCAUUGUCCGCAAAAUGGGGUAUGGAGAUGGUUUCAAGUGGGUUUCUCAAUACAUCAAGUAGAGGAUAGUUUGGACGAGGCGCUCUUGUUCUCAAACAACCCCAGUUUGAUCACACUAUGACAUAAAUAUAUUCAUCCCUGUUAUACUCUUAAGUCAGUUUUAAGCUGGAUGUACCUUGUCAUGGAUAUGUCUGGAAGGUGAAUUUACGUUGGUUCUCUGGCUACUCAUUCUGUGAUUCUCUAGCUUCCUUAUAGGUUUGCCAUCAAAUCCUAGAAUUCAUAUAGGGAAGCCGGAAAAUAGGGAAUCAACCUUUUCAAUCAUGAUAUGUCUCAAUGCAGAAACAGACUCUACUUUCUGGUAGCUUUUGUUAACUGAAUGAACUGCAAUUAGCUUUGGAUGGAAGUUGUAGGGUUCAUUUA
Eucalyptus grandis is the source of this 1187-nucleotide messenger RNA. Its product is annotated as GTP-binding protein SAR1A. Gene Ontology annotation, cellular component: endoplasmic reticulum exit site; COPII vesicle coat. Gene Ontology annotation, molecular function: GTP binding; GTPase activity. Lineage: Eukaryota; Viridiplantae; Streptophyta; Magnoliopsida; Myrtales; Myrtaceae. The record is from RefSeq and is a predicted model, not a curated record. The transcript is spliced from 3 exons. Gene Ontology annotation, biological process: membrane organization; vesicle organization; endoplasmic reticulum to Golgi vesicle-mediated transport. The coding region runs from base 248 to 829 and encodes 193 amino acids.